GUUUGAGGUCAAAGAUGGCGAUUCUAGAGCCAACAUGACUGACUUAAAAGAACAUAUUACGAGCGCGUUGAUGUAUUCUUAAAAGGUGGAGGGAUCUAAAGAAGGCACUCUCCAGCCAUGCACUUGAGAGGUGUCUGUCUCUUGUUAUUGGCAGGUGUCAUUGUCACAUGGGCUGGACUGACACAGGAUUAUAAUCAGGUAUACUACCUUGGUUUUGAUCGGUUCAAUGGAGAACGCCUGUACGAUGAUUCAUCGCACAACAACAACGCAACUCUCAAGAAAGUCCAAUUGGAUAAAGCAGCAGGUAGCUGUGGCAAGUGUGCCAAGAUACACUCUGGGGGACAGAUUAUCAUAGACGGAUCAAAGUUCGUCGGAAUUCCUUACAUUGAAGUUACUAUUGCGAUGAUGGUACAAUUAAAGGACGCAUCUGGGACAAUAGAUCUUUUUGAGACUGUUGGAGGACCUCCCAGAUCUAAUCAUGAGGAACCCCAAUAUGAUCUACAAGCUGAAAACGCCAGGGUACGUUGGUUUCACCGGAAUGAAAAUGGUUCCACGGUGUUCAGUAUUAUUACAGACGGUCCUGUGUUAUCCGGUGGAAAAUGGUACCAUUUAGCCGCAAUGUAUGACGGUCUUCGGGGCAUAGCUAAGAUUUAUAUAGAUGGUCAACUUAGAAAACAGGAAACCGCUGACCCCGGUGUAUUCCUGUCUCGAGACUGGUCUAAAUAUGCAGGGAUCGGCUCUUAUGGCGGAAAAGGUCGCUUGGAGGGCUAUGUGGACGAGUUUUACAUAUACAACAGGACUCUGGCAGAACCUGAGCUAAAAACGCUUAUUAAAAAGUGCCAAGGGCCGCAAAGCACCAUGGUGUUACAUCUGAGCUUUGACAGGAAAACCGGUGAUACGUUUCUGGAUGACUCUGGGCUUAUGAACCACGCAAAGGUUGGCGGGCCGCCCUUGCAACCAGGCCAACCGAAACCUGCUCCUCCUCCACCUGCAAAAGGAAGCUGUGGUAAUGGAGCACAACUAAAUGCGGGACAAGCAGAUAUAAAACUAGACGGGAAAACGUUCCGGAACAAACCAAUUGACAGUGUAACUAUAGCGAUGUGGUUUAACGCCACUUCGGUUAAGGGGAAACAUUAUUUGUUCGACACGAUUGGUGGACAUUCAGCGCACAAACACGACCAGUAUCUUCUGAUGAUCGAGAACGGAGCCAUUAGUUGGAGUCACAACGACCAAAAUGAUAAACAACUGUUCAAAGUUGUCACUGAUCCUAUCGUAACUGAGAAACAAUGGGUGCAUAUCGCAGUAACAUACAAUGAGAAAAGUAGCCAGGCUAAGGUAUUUGUUAAUGGUAACCUCAACAAGCAAGGGCCUGCAUCUGGGAGAUUGUCUGAAGACUGGGACAGCUAUGCAGCAUUUGGUAAACAUGAAGGAACUGUCACAGAUGUUGAUACACUGGACGAAAUAUACAUGUACAACAGAGAGUUGACUCCAUUCGAAGUAAAAACACUCUAUGAUAACUGCAAUUUUGGAUCAGCCAAAACACCGAGCACUGGUCAAGUAUUCUACUUUGGAUUUGAUCGUGUGUCAGGCAGUAACGUGUUUGAUGACUCCGGUAGCCUGAAUGACGGUGAAUUGACUAGCCUCGCUACUGUGACAAAGACUAGUGGAACUUGUGGGAAUGGACUAAAACUAACUGGAGGCAAUAUUUUGAUUGACGGACAGCGAAUAGUUAGGAAACCGCUGUUUGGUGUGACCAUAGCGCUUUGGCUCAAGCUGGAUACCAACCGCGGUCAACAGUCUGUCUUCAGCACUUACAAUCCCGAUAAUCCGUGGAACACACGACAGUAUUAUUCACUCAUGAUCAAUGACGGAAGAGUCAGAUGGUUUCACCGCAAUGAAAAAUCUCAGACUGUGUUCAGCGCCGAGACAGGCUCACCAGUUGUACCAGCUGGAACAUGGACCCAUAUCUGUUGCACCUACACCGCAACGGGCGGGAAGUCUGAGAUAUAUGUGAAUGGGGUGCUGAAAAAACAGGAACUUACUGGCUCUGGAAUUCUUUCACAGGACUGGAGUGGAAAGAAUAGCAUCGGAAAAGAGUACGAAAAAGGUUCUGACGGCAAUUGGAUAGAGAAGAACAAUCUGUACGGCAUCAUCGACGAGUUCUACUUAUUUGAGCGUGACUUGAAACCAAAUGAAAUAACACUUCUUGCUCAGACUUGCAAUUACCACAGAAUAGUGCUACAUUAUGGGUUCGAGUUGUUCGCUGGUAAAACAGUGUAUGACCAGUCUGGGCUUGCAAACAAUGGCAUGGCUAUUAAUGGUACAGCUGUCUCAAACAAUGGAACGUGCGGGAAGGCUGUUAAUAUGACCAUGGGACAGAUUAAAAUACCGGGUGAUACUUUCAGGGAAAAACCCCAAAAAGCAAUAACCAUAUCAGUGUGGAUCAGCUUACAAACAAACAGGAAAGAGCACGAAAUAUUUGAUACAAUUGGAAGCCAUUCCGAUCACAAGCAUGACCAAUACCACUUCGCAGUGCAGGAUGGGAAGGUUGUUUGGUAUCAUCACCAAGAAAACGACAAAGAAGUGUUCAAUGUCGUCACCCUUCCCUGCAUUCCUGCUCGCAACUGGACACACGUGGCAGUGACGUAUGACUCCACAGCCAUGCUGGCGAAAGUUUAUGUAAACGGAGUUAUGGUGAAACAAAAAUCUGCGAGCGGUGAUCUUUCUCAAGAUUGGGGCCAUUUUGCCGGUAUCGGAAGACAUUUUUAUACAGGGACUUAUUUAUCUGGAUUAGUAGAUGAAUUUAUCAUUUAUAAUUACGCUCUUAGUGACGUGGAAAUAAAGUAUCUUGCACAGGGGCGUUGCUCUAAAAAAUAAGAGCUCCGUCCAAAUACAUACGUAUUUAGGAUUUUUUAAAGCCUAAAACUAAUCAAGGUAGUUUCUUUAUUUAGACAGUUUCUUUGAAAUACGCUUUUUAUAUUCUUUGAGCUAUUUUGGUAAAUGUCACUCUUAAGUGUGUUAUUUAGGAGUUAGUCAAAUCAAAACGAAGUUAGUUGCGAGUUAAAAAAGUGAUGUGUAUUUGAUGAUAAUUUGACAUUCAGGGACAUUGUUAAAAAGUUGAGCUUACGGAGUAAAGAAUCACUUGUGAAAUCUCGGAUGCAUGGCUUAAUGUAAACAAACAAGAAAAUAAAAUAACUCAAGUAUCUAUCAUUUUUGACAAUUUUUUGCUACUACGUCGUUUUGAUUGACUUUUGUUACCUUAGCCAUUCACUGAACGGAGUGAACGAAGAAAGGCCCUUUGAGGCGUUCCUUCUCAGAUCCUCGCGGUCGUACAUCGAACUUCCUUCGAGUGUGAUGAAAUUUAACUCUUUCCUCUAACACCAUGGUCUUUACAACGUUAGUUAUAUGAACUUGGCGAUGCUUAAUUUAAUCGGAAUAACCAGUUCGACAUGUGAAUUAACUUAACGGUGGUACUGGA
Molecule: messenger RNA, 3478 nt
Organism: Stylophora pistillata
Lineage: Eukaryota; Metazoa; Cnidaria; Anthozoa; Scleractinia; Pocilloporidae
Source: RefSeq, a predicted model, not a curated record